Dioszegia hungarica is the source of this 531-nucleotide messenger RNA. RefSeq lists its product as uncharacterized. The record is from RefSeq and is a predicted model, not a curated record. The transcript is spliced from 3 exons. The coding region runs from base 1 to 531 and encodes 176 amino acids. Lineage: Eukaryota; Fungi; Basidiomycota; Tremellomycetes; Tremellales; Bulleribasidiaceae.
AUGGCUACAUCCACCUACCCCUCCAUGGCGUCCCAAAACCCUCUCACCCAACUCAUCGCCCACUCAGCCCUCAAAGUCGCCCAAGCCGGCGCCACGGUCCUGCCCCCAGCCUACCUCGUCUCGUCUCUUAUUCUCAGACGGGGUACCGGCUUCUCCGUGAGAGGUCUGAUGAGAAGCGCCAAUAUGGCUGUACUGGGAGGCGGGGCGUUAGGGGCCGGCGCGGCGUGGGUGAGGUUGAGAGGGGCGAGUGCGGAGAGUCUGGAAGAUAGGGUGUUUAGGCUGUCACACAGCACGAGCCAGGUCCAUGUGGACGACUACUCGUUUAUCGGCUCGGCACUCUCAGCAGUCGUCAUACCCGCCAUCUUCCUAAAGCGGGCGCCGCUGCCUUCGUUAGUCACUGGGGGAGCGAGCGUGGGGCUGGGCGUAGGGAGCUGGACACAUAUAGCGGGGAUGUUCAGCCAAGGGAAGGAUGUGAGGCCAGAGGGAAUGGUCGGGGAGUUACCUGUUGUAGGCGGUAAUAACAAGCCAUGA